AUGGAACUUCAAAGAGGAGAGAUGGCUAUUCCUAUCAACAGCAGAUAUGGUGGAGGCCAUGGGCAUGGGCACAUGAUUCAUCAUGAGUCUGCACCACACAAUCACAUUGUCCCAUCUUCAGCAGCAGCAGUACAGCAACAACCCCAACAAAUACCAAUCACCAAUGGGCCCACAAUAAUAGUACCACCACCCUCCUCUUCAUCAAUGGAGGAGACUGUGAUACCUAACAGCAACAAUAGCCACAGGAUGGUGGUGGUGAGAUACAGAGAAUGCCUCAAGAACCAUGCAGCUUCCAUGGGAGGUAGUGCAACAGAUGGGUGUGGUGAGUUCAUGCCUUCUGGGGAAGAGGGCACCCUUGAAGCCCUCACCUGCUCAGCCUGCAACUGCCACAGAAACUUCCACAGAAAAGAGAUUGAAGGUGAAGCCCACCAACUCUCCUAUGACUACAAUUACCACUCUGCCCCUCCACAUCUUAACAGAUCAAUUGGGCAUGGAAAUGGUAGAAAGGUCAUUUUUCAGGGUCAUCACCACAGAGGUAUCCUUGGAACAGAAUCUUUUGGGUACAAUCACAAUAAUGCUGGGAUGCUUGUACCUUCAAGAGCACCACCACGGAUGAUCAUGUCCUAUAAUAUGGGCAUCGAGUCUUUGCCAUCUGAAUCUGAUGAACAGGAAGAUGGUGGUGGUGGUGGUGGUGGUGGUGGUGGUGGUGGUGGUGGUGGUGGUGAUGAUGGCGGUGGAUUUAUGAGCAGGCAUCCACAACCACAUCAGAUGGUGAUGAAGAAGAGGUUCAGAACAAAGUUCACACAAGAACAGAAGGAUAAGAUGCUUAGUUUUGCAGAGAAAGUUGGGUGGAAAUUCCAAAAGCAACAGGAAUCUGUGGUGCAACAGUUUUGUCAAGAACUAGGGAUCAAAAGGAGAGUACUCAAAGUCUGGAUGCACAACAAUAAGCACAGCUUAGCCAAGAAGAUCAACCCUAUCCCCACUGAUCCCCAAAACCAGAUCAAUAAUAAUUAG
This is a messenger RNA of Cynara cardunculus var. scolymus (artichoke), 1014 nucleotides long. Its product is annotated as zinc-finger homeodomain protein 3-like. The record is from RefSeq and is a predicted model, not a curated record. Gene Ontology annotation, cellular component: nucleus. Gene Ontology annotation, molecular function: transcription cis-regulatory region binding; DNA-binding transcription factor activity. Bases 1 to 1014 code for a protein of 337 amino acids. Gene Ontology annotation, biological process: regulation of DNA-templated transcription; regulation of developmental process. The transcript has a single exon. Lineage: Eukaryota; Viridiplantae; Streptophyta; Magnoliopsida; Asterales; Asteraceae.